This is a messenger RNA of Dibothriocephalus latus, 222 nucleotides long. The record is from the annotation of a GenBank genome assembly. Lineage: Eukaryota; Metazoa; Platyhelminthes; Cestoda; Diphyllobothriidea; Diphyllobothriidae.
AUGUUAGGACGCUUUGAUUCUUCUCGACCUACAGCCUGUUAUGAGGAUGAACCUGUGGAGGUUGCACCAGAGCCGGUAACAACAGAGUCUUCUUCGACUGUGAGCAGCGCUGUUGUCACCACUGCCGUCUCCGUUGCUGCCGGCGCCCGACCCAAACCCCUGACCCCCUCGACCAGUCAAGUCAGGAUCGGUAUGCGCUCGCUUCGUCUUCUUACCAAUUAA